This is a messenger RNA of Nasonia vitripennis (jewel wasp), 1453 nucleotides long. RefSeq names its product coiled-coil domain-containing protein 113. The record is from RefSeq and is a predicted model, not a curated record. Bases 108 to 1325 code for a protein of 405 amino acids. The transcript has 6 exons. Gene Ontology annotation, cellular component: axoneme; ciliary basal body. Gene Ontology annotation, biological process: cilium assembly. NCBI's taxonomy places the organism in Eukaryota, Metazoa, Arthropoda, Insecta, Hymenoptera, Pteromalidae.
CAACUUCUCGACAAAGCAAUAAGAAAGCUCUCCAUAUUAACCUAAAAUUAUCCCGUGUGUUAAUAUCAGUUACUAACAAACAUAAGAAAAAUAAGACCUUUCCAACGAUGCAGUCAGAACGGACAAGUUCUCUGAGCGUUGUCUCGAAGCUCCUGGCCUCGACGAAAGACGAAAUAAACUUCGAAGAAAUGUCGGAUGAACAGUUAGGAUCGACGCUGGAAGAAGCCAUGCGUACCAAUAGAACGUUGACCUUAGAGAACGAGGUAUUCGAGCGUUACCUGCGACGCAGAGAUCCCCAGUGUUUGCACAAGCUAUCAUACGUGGUGGAGUCAGCCCGUCAAGCCCAAAAGCUCUCCCGCCUCCGUAUCUCGCAGCAGCAGCCUCGAGGCGGUUCGACUCCGAGCUUGCAGUCGUUUACAGCCAAACCUGCCUCGUCGUCGGCUACUCUUCUGAGUGUCCAGCUCGCGCGCACCGCUUCCGGAAGUCAGCAGGCGGUAGGUUUAGCCAAGCGAGCUGCGAAGGGACUCAAGAUAACAGUGGCGCACAGGAUCGAACUGGUGGAGAAGGAGGUGGAGGAGAUGCGGAGACAGUACAGGGAGUUCGAAAAGGGGCUGUUCGGUAAGAAGGAGGGGCUGGAGACUAUGCUGGAGGAGAUAAACUACAGGAUCAAGGAGUGCGAGGACACGGCCGAGCAGUUCGAGAACGAGGUUUUGAAUCAGGUCGAUCCGGUCAGCAAAAGAAUUACCGCGGAUAGUUUUGUCAAGUUCGUGGAAAGGCAGUUAAAGUUGGCUGAGAUCGCGGUCGACAAAUUAAACUUGAAGAUCGUAACGACAAAGCGCUUGAUUCGCCAAACGAAGAAGCAGAUAGAUCAGCGGGAAGAGUUGGGAAACACUCUGCGACCCGUGGAUUUCGAGAAACUGAAGAUCGAGAACAAGUAUCUCACCGACGACAUCGAGCGGUACAACCGAACCAUUAAGACGCUGAAACAAAUCAACGGGCAUUACGGUCUGACGCUGAAGAGUCACAAAGAACGACUGCUGGAGAAAAAAUCGAAGCUGCAGUCGAUCGAGAACGAGCUCACGUCAAAGGAGCGUGAAAACGUCGAUUUGCGACGCUGCCAAACGAGAGCGACGCGUGAAAUAAGGAAGGCCGAGGGCCAGUUGAACCACAUAAAGAAGCUUCGGGAGGAAUACGAAAUACCGGAAGUUCGCGACUUCCUCGAGGUGCAAAAACAAUUGCAGGAAGCGAGAAAAAACUUCAAAAGACUCGGCAGACGGCGAAAGCUUCAGCUCUUCACUUUGCGAUCUCUUCGGAGAAGAAGCUAGCGAAAAUAUAUAUUACAAAGUAUACAACACGUAGCUAGUGGUAACCGAACAAACGCGUAAGACAACGUGUAACAAGCGUUAACACGCACGAGGCAGGAAAAAAAAAUAAAUCCGACGAUAGAAAUCAC